CACACCUAAUCCAAAACGCUAACAGAGAAAAAAAAGAAGUAAUACAAAAAUUAGAAAAAUCAAAACUAUAGAACAAACACAUUGCCGGCGAUAGUGAAACUCGCCGGUGAAAUGAACAUUCCGGCGAACGUUUCUUCUUUUUCUAUUAACAAUGCACGUCUUGCCGAUCAUCGCCGCCACGUGUUCCACGAGAUGAUACUGUAGUGUAGUGUAGUUUUACGAAGAUUUUCAGAAACUUUUUCUUGCAUUUUUUUUUUCAUUUCUGUUGAAAUCAUGUCUCCGAUGAAGAUCCAACCGAUCGACAUCGAUUCAGAGAAGUUAGUGGUGGUUCGAAACGACGCCGUUAAGCCUGUGUUGAAAUCUCGUCUGAAAAGACUCUUCGUGUUCGACCGGCAGUUUUCAAACGCGUCAAAAACUUCCACUAACUUCUCAGAGAAACCUAUCGUCGGCGGCGAAGUUCCACUUCCCGGCGACAAAUCCGAUGAACCGUUUGAGCCUAGCUCCGUUGCCUUAGCAAAAAUGGUGCAGAGUUUCAUCGAAGAGAGUAACGAGAAACAAAAUCCAGUCUCAAAACUCACUCGCAAUAGAUGCAACUGCUUUAACGGUAACAGUAAUGAUAGCUCCGACGAAGAACUUGAUUUCUUCGGCGAAUCUAUCGCUACUGGUUCUUUCAACGAUGCCGGUGACGCACUCAAGAGUUUAAUACCUUGUGCGAGUGUUGCAGAGAGAAAUCUCUUAGCUGAUGCAUCCAAAAUAGUUGACAAAAACAGUAAAGUUUUCAAACAAAAAAAUGAUUUGAGAAAAAUCGUUGCUGAAAAUCUUCAAUCUCUAGGUUACGAUUCUUCGAUUUGCAAAUCGAAAUGGCAUAAAACAAAAUCUCAUCCAGCUGGUGACUAUGAAUUUAUCGAUGUGUUCGUGGAAGGUGAGAGAUUGAUUAUUGAUAUUGAUUUUCGUUCGGAGUUUGAGAUUGCUCGAUCGACGGGAACGUUCAAGGCGAUUCUUCAGUUUCUUCCUUACAUUUUUGUCGGAAAAUCGGAUCGUCUCCGUCAGAUCGUCGCCGUCGUAUCGGAGGCGGCGAAGCAGAGUUUGAAGAAGAAAGGAAUGCCUGUUCCGCCGUGGAGGAAGUCAGAGUAUAUGCUAGCUAAGUGGCUCUCCACCUCCUGCACCAGAGUGAAUCCGUCUCCGUUACCGACCACCGCCGUGACAGACUCGAAGGAGGAUCUGACCGACGUUGCGGCGGAGAGUGAUUGUGGUGAGUGGGAACUGAUCUUCGGUGACAAAAUAUCUUUGCAGGAAUCUGAAACUGUUUCCGGUGGUGAGAAAAGCUCACCGACGGUUGCGAUGCCGACGUGGCAGUUGCCGGCGGUGAAAGUAAAGAGUGUUGAGAAAGGAUCGAAAGUGGUGACUGGAUUUAGCCUCAAACCAUAGAAGAAGGAAAAUUUUGCACUUUUUUGUCAAAAGUUAAUUAAAAAAAAGCAUAAUCAAAAUCGAAAGGACUUUUUUUUUUUUUUUUUAGUUUAAUUUUUACUCUUUUGGAUUUCUCUUUGUUUUCGGCUUUUGUUUUUACAAAGGGAUUCUGUAAGAAGUAACCAUAAAUAUUAGUCGUUACCACUGAAUGUAAUAAAAUAGCUUAUGGAAAUGGUAAAUAUUUUGAAAAAAA
Molecule: messenger RNA, 1660 nt
Organism: Medicago truncatula (barrel medic)
Lineage: Eukaryota; Viridiplantae; Streptophyta; Magnoliopsida; Fabales; Fabaceae
Exons: 3
Coding region: 274-1428 (384 amino acids)
Source: RefSeq, a predicted model, not a curated record